Molecule: messenger RNA, 4552 nt
Organism: Rosa chinensis
Lineage: Eukaryota; Viridiplantae; Streptophyta; Magnoliopsida; Rosales; Rosaceae
Product: squamosa promoter-binding-like protein 14
Exons: 11
Coding region: 632-3859 (1075 amino acids)
Cellular component (GO): nucleus
Molecular function (GO): DNA binding
Source: RefSeq, a predicted model, not a curated record
AGGGAGAGAUGAGAGAAGGGAAGAGUCUUGGAUUCUUCGUAUGGUCCUUGGGCGGCAACACAAACGACCCCAGAGUUGCUUGAAUUUACGGUUCAUGCCAGUCACCGAAAGAAAAAGUCUGUUGGAAGGUAAGGACAGGAAGAAGGAAGAGAAAAAAGGGAACUUGGGACUUCGAAUAGAGAGAGAGAGAGAGAGAAAAGUAAAACAGGUCUGCGCUUGCUGAGACGACGAAGACAACAACAACGACGAAGAAGAAGAAGAAGAACCAGAGUUUGGUUUCAUCAUCAACUUCGAUCCCCCCUCUGAUUAAGUAGGAGAAGUCGAAGCAGUUUCUUCCUGGUUUUUUUUUUUUGGUUGUAGUUGUCUGUUGAGCUGGGAGGAGUCGGAAGAUUCGGAAUUUUGAUUCUGUUUGAGAUUAGCAUACGAGUCUUUGGGAGAUUCAGAUCGGUGAAGGAAAGAGCGUUUCGUAUCCAUUGGAUUUUUUAUUUUAUUUUAUAUGUCUGGGUUCAGCUCAGUUUGUUUCAUUGGGAGCAUAAGGUGAAGAUUUUGGGGGGAGAAAUUAGAGAAGAUGUGGAUUGGAUAAACUAGAUUCGACUCAAAGAGAAUUUGUUUGUGUGGUUGUGAAUCUGCGAUGGAAGAGGUUGGUGCCCAAGUUGCUGCCCCAAUUUACCUCCGGCAAUCGCUUUCGAGUCGGUUCUGCGACGCGCCGGCGGCGGCGGCCAUGGGUAAGAAGAAGCGCGAUCUCCCUUACCAGACCCCCCCAAACUAUCAACACCCAAAUUCGCAGCAGAGGUUCGCAAACGCCGGGACCAACAGCUGGAACCCAAGCGUUUGGGGAUGGGACAGUAUGAGGUUUGUAGCCAAGCCACUGGACACUGAGAUGAUGGGUACUUCCAAUUCAGAGCCCAAGAGGAAGGAGGAAGCGGCUGCUGGAGUUGUGAAGAGCACCGCGGUGGUGGAGGAUGAUGAUGAACGCCUUCAGCUGAAUCUGGGUGGUGGGUUGGCUUCUGUGGAGGAGCCGGCGGCAUCCAGGCCGAAUAAGAGGGUCCGGUCCGGAUCUCCGGGGAAUAAUGGUGGAAGCUACCCCAUGUGCCAAGUUGAUGAUUGUAAAGAGGAUCUGUCAAGUGCCAAAGACUAUCAUCGCCGUCAUAAAGUCUGUGAGAGUCACAGUAAAUCCACCAAAGCCCUAGUUGCUAAGCAGAUGCAGAGGUUCUGCCAGCAGUGCAGCAGGUUUCACCCGCUUUCAGAGUUUGAUGAGGGGAAGAGAAGUUGCAGAAGGAGACUUGCGGGGCAUAACAGGCGAAGAAGGAAAACCCAGCCUGAGGAUGUUACCUCAAGGCUCACUAUCCCUGGAGAUGGGGAUAACAAAACUAGUGGAAAUUUGGAUAUUGUCAACUUGUUAGCUGCUAUAACUCGUCCGCAGGGGAAAAAUGAUGUCCGAACUACCAACGGCUCGUCGGUACUGGACAGAGAGCAGCUCCUUCAGAUUCUUAGUAAGAUAAAUUCAUUGCCUUUGCCAGUAGACCUUGCUGCCAAGUUGCCGAAUCUCGGAAAUUUAAAUUGGAAAGCUUCAGACCUGCUUUCUUUAGAUCUUCAAAACAAAUUGAACGGAAAAACAUCUGCGUCAACCAUGGACUUGAUUACUGUUCUUUCAGCUACUCUAGCAGCACCUUCUUCUGACACACUUGCUAUGUUAUCUCAAAAGAGCAGUCAGAGUAGUGACAGUGAGAAAACUAAGUUAACAUGCUCUGACCAGGUAGCUGGUCCUAAUUUGCAGAAGAGGCCUCCUCAAGAGUUUCAUUCAGCUGGGGGAGAGAGAAGUAGUACUAGCUACCAGUCUCCUACAGAAGAUUCAGACUGCCAGGUUCAAGAGACUCGAGUCAAAUUACCUUUACAGCUAUUCAGCUCCUCACCUGAGGAUGACAGUCCACCAAAACUGGCUUCUUCCAGAAAGUAUUUCUCUUCAGAUAGUAGUAAUCGCACAGAGGAGAGGUCUCCAUCAUCGUCACCUCCUGUAAUGCAAACACUGUUUCCAAUGAAGAGUAUGGCAGACACUGUCAAGUCGGAGAAACUUUCAAUAAGCAAAGAUUUGAAUGUGAACCUGGACUCUAGCAUGAACGGUGGUAGUAACUUGCCUUUUGAUCUUUUUAGAGGGCCAAAUAGAGGAGCUCUCAGCUCCUCCAUUCAAAAUUUUCCACACCAAGCUGGCUAUACAUCUUCUAGUUCUGAUCAUUCACCAUCUAGCUUGAAUUCUGAUCCUCAGGAUCGUACUGGAAGAAUACUGUUUAAACUAUUUGAUAAGGAUCCGAGUCAGUUACCAGGGACAUUGCGGACACAGGUAUACAGUUGGCUUUCUAACAGUCCAUCUGAAAUGGAGAGCUACAUAAGGCCUGGCUGUGUGGUCCUAUCAGUUUAUGUGUCAAUGUCAUUUGCGGCCUGGGAGCAUCUUGAAGAAAACCUGGUCCAACGUGUCAGUUCUUUAAUACAGAGUUCAGAUUCUGAUUUUUGGAGAAGUGGACGGUUUUUAGUAAAUACAGGGAGGCAAUUAGCUUCUCAUAAAGAUGGAAAGAUUCGUCUAUGCAAAGCCUGGACAACAUUCAGUUCACCAGAGUUAAUCUCUGUGUCCCCUUUGGCUGUCGUGGGCGGGCAAAAAACCUCUCUUUCAAUAAGGGGUAGAAAUCUGACUAAUCUUGGCACCAAGAUUCAUUGCACGUAUAUGGGUGGUUACACAUCAAGGGAAGUUGGAACAACAUAUCAUGGAACUGCGUAUGAUGAGAUAAAUUUGGGAAGCUUUCAAAUUCAUGAUGCAUCUCCCGGUGUUCUAGGUCGCUGUUUCAUAGAGGUGGAAAAUGGUUUCAAGGGAAACAGCUUUCCUGUGAUCAUAGCUGAUGCUACAAUCUGUAGCGAAUUGAAUCUCAUUGAGUCUGAGUUUGAUGGGGAGACAAAGGUAUGCAGUGCAAUUUCAGAAGAUGAAAAUCAUGAUUAUGGGCGGCCCAGGUCAAGGGAGGAAGUCCUUCACUUUCUGAACGAGCUAGGAUGGCUCUUCCAAAGGAAAAGGAUCUCUUCCAUGUUUCAAGGGUCCGGCUACUCUCUUAGCCGAUUCAAAUUUUUACUCACAUUCACUGUUGAGAGAGACUGUUGUACUUUGGUGAAAACACUUCUAGACAUAUUGGUAAAUUUCGAUGGGAAUGAGCUAUCAAGAGAGUCAUUGGGGAUGCUGUCAGAUGUCCAGCUGUUAAACCGGGCUGUAAAAAGGAGGUGCAGGAAGAUGAUUGACUUGCUUAUUAAUUAUUCUGUGAUUAGCAGUGACAAGAGAUACAUUUUUCCUCCAAAUCUUGCUGGACCUGGUGGCCUGACACCUCUUCAUUUGGCUGCUUCUUUGUCAAAUUCGGAGGAUAUGAUUGAUGCUUUGACGAAUGACCCAGAGGAGAUCGGAUUGAACUGCUGGCAUUCCCUUUUGGAUGGUAAUGGGCAGUCUCCAUAUGCUUAUGCUAUGAUGAGGAAUAAUUACUCUUACAACAAUCUGGUGGCUCGCAAACUUACUGACAGAAGAAAUAGUCAGGUUACCUUAACAAUUGGAAAUGAGAUAGAGCAAACCCAUAUGGCUAUGGCGCUGGAGCGAAGGACAAGUAUCCAAUUCAGACAAGGUAGCAGAUCAUGUGCCAAAUGCGCAGUUGCAGCAACAAAAUACACCAGGAGGGUUCCUGGUGCUCAAGGCUUGCUUCAGCGUCCAUUCAUUCAUUCUAUGCUUGCCAUAGCUGCUGUUUGUGUUUGUGUGUGCUUGUUCUUGAGAGGUUCCCCAGACAUUGGCUCAGUUGCUCCUUUCAAGUGGGAGAAUUUGGAUUUUGGCACAAUUUAGUCUUAAUAUGGUAAGAAACUAUGGAGUAAUGAACAUGUGAGUUUGGGAUGACGUGCAGUUUCCAGAGUAGCUUGCUUUCAGUGAUGCAGUUCUGGAAAAGGAAAAUAAUUUCAGCUAACAACCCAUUAAGGAGAAGGGAAACUUGACCUGAGAGCGGGAAAUUCUGGGACAGCAGAGGAAUUUGGUGUUCAGAUGCUGCGUGUUUCUCGGGGUCUGGGUAAUCUUUGGGAUAUGCUUUUCAUUUAGCUCAUUUGUGUUCGAAAAUAGGUAAAGUUGUCUGUCUUUUCAUCUUUGAAUGCGGAAACGCUUCCUCUUUGGAGAGCCGCUGAUGUAUAACAGUUGCUGGAUGAGAUGAAAUGAUCGAGAUUGGGCAGAUGGUGAAUGCAUCAUGGUAAGCAUGGAGAGAAUUGAAUGGAGAGAUACUGGAGAUCGACACGAAAGGAGAGAGCAAAGGUGAUAAAAAAGAAAAGAAAAGAAAGAAAAAAGCAGUUAUACCGUAAUUAGAGGUUUGACAUGGUUAAUGGUUAAUAUAUGGGCGGGUUUCCCUUCUAGAUUUCGUUGUAACUUGUGGUGAUAGAGUUUGAGUUAUUUGUGUACUGAUUUUGUCACUGUAGAGGAUGAUGGAUCACAGAAAUGACAAUUUCAUUGUAUUACUUAAGCAUAAGAUAUUUAAUUAAAGUGUUUUUAAGAUAA